AAGGGGCUUAUAGGAAUGCAUUUGAUAUAGAUUUUUAGCUUCUGGAAUUGGAAGCGAAACUAAAUUACCAACGUGAAGCUAAACUAGUUUUCGUAUGUAACGGUGACCGAAUUCUUAUCAAUAUGUCGGAAUGUCCUAGUGGAUGGCGCGAACACGGUCAGUCUUGCUAUUUCUUUAGUCAUGAUGAAGAAUACUGGACAGGAGCUUUUGAAAUGUGUCGAAUUAUUGGUGGUCAGUUGGUAGAGAUUGAGGAUGAGUUUGAAAAUAGCUACAUAACAUCUGUUAUAGCAUCUACUGGACGCGAAUACUGGAUAAGCUUGAGUGACAUAGUGGAGGAGAAUAGAUGGGUCUGGAUGACAAGCAUGACACCUAUAACGUACACUAAUUGGGAUAACAACGAACCAACGUCAGUAUUCCAUGGACAUUUGGAAAACUGCGUCGAUAUGCACACCAAUGGCAAAUGGAAUGACGUCACGUGUACGACGCGAAAAUUUUAUGUCUGUGAGAAACAAAAUGUUGGAAUCGAUGUCAUCGGUUAGAAAAGAAUUGAUUACCUGACACCAUGGUUCGAUUGGAAGUAAAGAAAUUUGUCAUUUAUUUUAAUAAAUUAUGUUUAAAACUUA
Messenger RNA from Ruditapes philippinarum (Manila clam), 623 nucleotides. Its product is annotated as perlucin-like protein. Bases 123 to 539 code for a protein of 138 amino acids. Lineage: Eukaryota; Metazoa; Mollusca; Bivalvia; Venerida; Veneridae. The transcript is spliced from 5 exons. Gene Ontology annotation, molecular function: signaling receptor activity. The record is from RefSeq and is a predicted model, not a curated record.